Molecule: messenger RNA, 492 nt
Organism: Chanos chanos (milkfish)
Lineage: Eukaryota; Metazoa; Chordata; Actinopteri; Gonorynchiformes; Chanidae
Gene: hcrt
Product: hypocretin (orexin) neuropeptide precursor
Exons: 3
Coding region: 1-492 (163 amino acids)
Biological process (GO): response to starvation; temperature homeostasis; eating behavior
Cellular component (GO): perinuclear region of cytoplasm
Molecular function (GO): neuropeptide hormone activity; type 2 orexin receptor binding; type 1 orexin receptor binding
Source: RefSeq, a predicted model, not a curated record
AUGUCCCUAGGGAGCGAGAGCACGGAAGACGCAAACCUGAAGCGGAUUACUGGAAUGACUGGUGUCUCUACAAAGCACAGAGGUGCUUCCACACUCAUGAACAUUUUCUCGACAAAGAGACUGCAGGUGCUGCUACUCAUCACGCUGCUCGCGCACCUCACCUGUGAUGCUGAGGGUGUGGCCAACUGCUGCACUCGUAAGCCGGGGGCUUGUCGGCUCUUUGAUCUCCUGUGCCGCGAUGGCUACAAGAACAGCACCGACAUGGCAAAGCAGAUCGGUCUUCUGACAAACGAUGCUUCCGCAGGGAUCCUAACUCUCGGUAAACGGAGGGAGGGUGAGCGUCGAUUUCAAAACCGACUGCAGCAGCUCCUGCACGGCUCGCGCAACCCAGCGGCGGGAAUCCUGACAAUGGGGAAAAGGUUGGAACGUCCUCUCAAGUAUCUGAUAAACCCGAAUAAAAUGCCUGACAGGGGUUCGUAUCGACGGCGAUGA